Messenger RNA from Protobothrops mucrosquamatus (brown spotted pit viper), 718 nucleotides. RefSeq names its product TRIO and F-actin-binding protein-like. The record is from RefSeq and is a predicted model, not a curated record. Lineage: Eukaryota; Metazoa; Chordata; Lepidosauria; Squamata; Viperidae. Gene Ontology annotation, biological process: positive regulation of substrate adhesion-dependent cell spreading; actin filament organization. Gene Ontology annotation, molecular function: actin filament binding. Gene Ontology annotation, cellular component: actin cytoskeleton. The annotation marks the transcript as partial. The transcript has 6 exons.
CAAUUGAAGCUCUGAAGAAGGCACACAGGGAAGAAAUGAACAAGGAGUUGGGCAGAACACGCAACUUUCAGAAAGGGUUUUCAGAUCCAAAUGCUCUCCAGCAACAGCAUCGGUCUGAUGUGGAGUCUCUGAAGCGGGAGUUGCAAGUGCUUUCAGAACAGUAUUCCCAGAAGUGCCUGGAGAUUGGGGGCCUUGUGGACAAGGCAGAAGAACAGGAACAAAUGUUGCAGCGUUGUCAACAGGAGGGGAAAGAGCUGCUUCGGCAAAACCAGGAGUUGCAGAGGCGUCUUUCAGAAGAGAUUGGCCAGUUACGAGACUUUAUUGCUGCUCGGAGCUCAUGUGAUGGUGCUUCACACAAUGAGAAGAGUUCUUGUGAGCUAGAGGUGCUUCUUCGAGUGAAGGAGAAUGAACUCCAGUAUCAGAAACAAGAAGUCCAAUGUCUGAGGGAUGAACUCCAAAUGAUGCAGAAGGAUAAGAAGUUUGCCUCAGGAAAGUACCAUGAUAUCUACCUGGAGCUGAAUCACAUCAAGCAACGAUCAGAACGAGAGAUUGAACAUUUGAAAGAGCAUCUGCGCCUGGCCAUGGCAGCCCUACAAGAGAAAGAGAUGCUGCACAACAAUAUUGGUUAGUUACUUUUCUGUGCACCACUUUGGAGAAGAGAGCAGCGUUCCUUUCCCGGAGCACCGGGCGAGACUUUACCAAAUAACCAGCACAUGCA